AUGGUAAUCGUUUCAGCUCGUGUGUUUAUUCCGAACUAUACGGCUCAAGUGAUAUCUAAUAUUGUUAAAAAAGCUGGCAUGGCCUCCUUGGUUCGAUCUGUGUCGAUAAUGGCUGUUCUCACCAUGAUUAGUACAAUUUCUGGUGGAUUACGUGGCGGCUGUUUUGACUACGCAACAGCCCUUGUCAGCCGACAAGUCCGCCUUGAUUUGUUUCGAUCGUUGGUCGAUCAAGAUAUCACGUUCUUCGAUGUUACAAAGUCAGGUGAGAUAGUUUCUCGUUUGACAUCAGAUUGCCAGACGAUGUCAACAACGGUGUCCACCAAUCUCAACGUUUUUCUUCGCAACGGUGUCAUGCUUAUUGGUGCUCUCGUCUUCAUGUUUAUUAUGUCGUGGCGUUUGUCAAUGGUCACUUUCAUUGCUAUUCCUCUUGUUGGAUUCAUCACCAAGUGGUACGGCGCGUACUAUGACAAAUUGUCUGAGAAAACGCAGACGACCAUAGCUGACGCCAAUCAAGUUGCCGACGAAGUUCUGUCAACAAUGCGUACCGUAAGAUCGUUCGCGUGCGAGCGACGAGAAGCUGAUCGAUUUGAGGGAAAACUUGCUGAAACAUUGAAGAUGAAUAGGAAGAAAGCCGUUGCCUAUAUGGGUUACACGUGGAAUAACGAGUUCUGCGACAAUGCUAUCCUUGUUGCGGUACUCUUUUACGGUGGGCACUUGGUCAUGUCAGACAUGAUGACUACCGAUCAAUUGAUUACCUUUCUCCUAUACCAAAUGCAGCUUGGCGAGAAUCUUUACAACAUUGGUUAUGUUAUGACCGGCUUGAUGGAAUGUGUCGGAGCAUCGAGGAAAGUUUUCGAAUACAUGUAUCGCGAACCGGAAAUCCUCCACGAUGGUAAAAUGAAACCUCCACUCAAUGGUCACAUAGAGUUUAAAAACGUUGACUUUACCUAUCCGUCGCGACCGAAUAACAAGGUUUUGCAGAGUCUGGAUUUGGAUGUCGAGGCUGGUCGUACCACAGCGCUCGUUGGGCCAAGCGGUGGAGGAAAAUCGUCUAUUGUUUCACUGAUACAGCACUUUUACGAACCGAACAAUGGAGACAUAACGAUUGAUGGUGUCAAUAUAAAAGAUAUCUCUCACAGUUAUUAUCAUCAAAAGGUCGCUCUCGUAGCGCAAGAACCGGUGCUCUACAAUGGUUCCGUGCGAUACAACAUUCUUUAUGGUUGCGAAUGGGCAACAGAAGAAGACAUGCUAAGAGCAGCAAAGACGGCGAACGUACAUAAUUUCGUAUCCGAACUUGAAAAUGGAUACGAAACCAAUUGUGGCGAAAAAGGAGUUCAAAUGUCAGGAGGUCAAAAACAACGUAUAGCGAUUGCGCGGGCGUUGGUUCGAAAUCCAGUCGUGUUAAUCCUUGAUGAAGCGACUUCAGCACUGGAUGCGGAAUCUGAAGCUCUUGUGCAAGAGGCCCUGAACAGGUGUGCACGAGAGCGAACUGUUUUGAUUAUUGCCCAUCGCCUAUCAACCAUCGAGAAAGCCGACAAAAUCGCUGUAAUCGAUAGGGGAAGAAUAGUACAGGGAGCGAGAGGUGCAAAAUGGGUACAACACACCAAUGAUCAUAAUCCAAUGACAUAA
Haemonchus placei is the source of this 1629-nucleotide messenger RNA. NCBI's taxonomy places the organism in Eukaryota, Metazoa, Nematoda, Chromadorea, Rhabditida, Trichostrongylidae. The record is from the annotation of a GenBank genome assembly.